AUGGGAGGAGCCGUUGAGGACGGAUGUGAUAGGCGUCCAUCUAUUCGCUCACACAAUUUCCUUGCGACGUUCGCAGGCCCGUCGCACGCCGUCGCCCAUGGACGACUUUCUGCGAUCCGUCUGGCUCGCCGAAUAGCCGCAGAUGCUCGCCGCCGCGCACACUGCGUGCGCGACAAGGCCGCGGAGCUGCUGCGCGCGCGCUCGCUACGGCUGCAAAAGUCCGCCGCGGCACUUCCGCGCGCGCUGACUGUGCGGACCGUGGAGGAUUUAUUGAAAGACAUACAUGCGGAACUAGCGGGGGAGGUGGAAGCGACGGAGGGGGGCGAAGCAUCAGCGGAAGGAACGCGCGGAGGGGGGAAUGCACAGCAGCAGCAAGCAAAUACGACAAUUGUCGCGAUAGGGGGAGAGCUGGGGGAUGGGGAGGAGGCGAGUGGCGGAGUGGGAAGCAGUGCGCUGAGAGAGGGGGAGGGGGGAGCAGUGGGUGGGGGCGAGGGGGGAGUGGGGGGGCCAAUAGCGGGGCGGGGGGAAGGCGGAGGGGGAGGAGAAGGGGUGCAGGCAGGGGGUGCGGAUGGGCGGCUGGGGAGCGUGGGGGCGAAUGGCAGCAGUGCUGACGUGGCACAUGAUUUCAAAGCUACAGCAGUAGCAGCAACAGGGAGGGCAGAGAGAGGGGAUGCAGGAGCAACAAGGUGGGCGCUCCACCCGCAUGCAGGGACAGCAGGGCAGGCAGGGCAAGCAGGGCAGGCAUGGCAAACAGUGCAGGCAGGGCAAGCAGGGCAGGCAGGGCAGGCAGACAUGACAUCCUUGCAUUGCCACAAGAAUCAGCUUAUACGCAGGGGCGGAGGGGAGGAGGGAGGGGCGCCUAUGGAGAAGAGGCAGAAGAGGAUGAUCAAGAAUAGAGAGUCUGCUGCUCUGUCCCGGGCGAGGAAGCAGGUGGGGUGCAGUGCAGUGCGGGGACUUGCUGAAUGGUUUGGGGUGGGAGGCCCAGAGUGGGAGGCUCAGAGUGACCAUGUGGGCAGUGGCGUGCGUAUGGCACUUUCUCUCUCCUCACUCCGUGCUGCCUCCCUUUCCGUACUCUCACCCACCCCCCCUUGGUGCCCUCCCAAUCCUCCCCCUCGCUCAGGCGUACACAGUGGAGCUGGAGGCAAAAGUGGUGCAGCUGUAGGAAGAGAACGAGCAGCUGCGCACACAGCUGCUGCAGCUCCAGGCCCAUGCGCAAAUGGUGAGUCAAGAAGCGUGCAUUGA
Molecule: messenger RNA, 1242 nt
Organism: Closterium sp. Yama58-4
Lineage: Eukaryota; Viridiplantae; Streptophyta; Zygnematophyceae; Desmidiales; Closteriaceae
Source: the annotation of a GenBank genome assembly